Molecule: messenger RNA, 1889 nt
Organism: Ciona intestinalis (vase tunicate)
Lineage: Eukaryota; Metazoa; Chordata; Ascidiacea; Phlebobranchia; Cionidae
Source: RefSeq, a predicted model, not a curated record
AGAGCUGCGCAAAUAUUUGGGGACUCUAUUUACAUUUCACAAUAUGCGUACGUGAGUCGAUGUGUGAUUGCCUUGUUUUUUUGGUGUUUUCCGAUGUAUAUGGUGCAGUUAUAUAUGUGAAUCAGUGUUAGUUUCAUUUCUUAGUUCAAUUGGAUGUCUCCUGCAAGAAGAAUUGCAGUAAUCGGUGCAGGGGCGGCAGGCUUGUGUGCAGCCCGAAACAUCUUGUCCAAACCUCACUUUACACCAGUGGUUUAUGAAGGUACAAACCAUGUUGGAGGUACCUGGUUUUUCACAGAACAAACAGGGAAGGAUGAAUAUGGAAUUCCCAUUCAUUCAUCUAUGUAUAAAAAUUUAAGGACCAAUCUACCCAAGCAAGUCAUGGCAUUUCCUGAUUUUCCAUUCAAUAAAUCCCUUCCAUCAUUUAUAAAGCACACAGAUGUUUUAAACUACCUUGAAAGUUAUUGUGAUGAAUAUAAACUAAGGAACCAUAUUGAGUUUAGCACACUUGUGGAAAAAGUGGAGCCAUUAGAACCAGAUAAUCGAUUCACUAAAUGGGAAGUUACCACAUACCAUGUCUCUACAAAGCAAACCAGUCGCAAUAUAUUUGAUGGAGUAAUGGUUUGUAAUGGACACUUCUCCGUCCCACGUGUUCCUGACAUUGAAGGAAUGUCCGAUUUCCAGGGUAGAUUAUUACACAGCCACGAAUACCGGUCACCACAGGACUUUGAAAACCGAACCGUUGUUAUUCUUGGAGCUAAAUCAUCUGGUACCGACAUAGCGCUUGAUUUGGCACCUCAUUCAACAAAGGUUGUUAUGAGUCAUAAAGGAUCACAGUUUAAGUCUGAAUUGCCAUCGAAUGUGGAAGAGAGACCAGUACCUUUAAGAUUCACACAAACCGGCGUUGACUUUGUUGACGGCACCCACAUAGAAUGUGAUGUAUUCAUGUUUUGUACUGGAUAUAAAUACACAUUCCCAUUCCUUGGAAACCUUGUAUCAGUUGAUAAUAACAGGAUAACCCCUCUUUAUAAACACUUGAUCAACAUUAAGUAUCCAACACUAUCAUUGAUUGGUGUGUGUUGCAUAAUCUGUCCAUUCCCACAGUUUCAUUGCCAGGUGAAUUAUGCCAUUUCUCUAAUGGAUGGUUCCGCAAAGCUGCUAAGUGAGGAAGAAAUGCUGGAAGAUGAAAAACAAGAUUUCCAAGCUCGCAUUGAAAGUGGUUUACCACCAAGGCAUGCACACUUAAUGGGACAUCGCCAAUGGGAUUAUAACAAUGAUCUUGCCGAUCUAGGCGGGAAUGAACGGAUUACGGACAAUGUGAGACUAUUGUACGAUUUGUGCCAUCGAAGACGAACAUUUAAUUUAAUGCUUUAUAAAAAUGAUGAAUAUGAUCUUUCAGGUGCUGGCAAUUUUUAUAAAGUUGAUUAGUUGUAAUCAAGGUGCAAUAAAUAGGCGAUUUUUACUCUUCAAUAUCUGUAAUUUUAAUUUUUUUAUACUUAUAUUCAUGAUUUUAAUGGAAUAAAUGUAAAUUGCUGGAAAUAACUGUGAUAAAUCCCAUGAGUUUUUGUAACCGAAUAAUGGUCAGGAUCAAGGGCUAUGAGAAUACUAAGCAUCAAAAUCAAGUCCCACGAGUUGUAUUGAUGACAUGGCCAGUGUCUUAUUUAAAAAGUUGUUAAAAAUAAAAGAAAAAGCUGCAUUUUUAUUAUUAACUGUAUUGCAUGUAUGUGGUGAAUAUAACCGAAUAUCAUAUGAUCAUUAACUUGAAAAGAACUGCUUAAUACUGAUUAGCUGCGCAAAGUUGAUGAUGGCACAAAAUAUAUGAAAAACUGUAACCAUAAGCAGGGGUGUAUCCAGGAAUUUACCAGGGGGUUAACUCUACUUUCAAACGUUUU